UCGGAGCCGAGGCGGAGCGAGAUAUGGGAACACCGAAUCACCAAAAGGAGUGAUGACCAGUGAUCUCAUGUUAAUUUUGGAUGUUUUUCUGCCUUUGGACAUCCAUUUGAAAACGCCACACCAGCUCCUGGGAUCAGACCUUUAUCCACUCAAAAUUCCUCUUUGCUUGAACUACUAAAGUCUGUCCUUGUAUACCACUAAUGGCUACUCAAAGGAAACACUUGGUGAAAGAUUUCAAUCCUUACAUCACGUGCUACAUCUGCAAAGGGUAUCUGAUCAAGCCAACUACGGUAACAGAAUGUCUUCAUACAUUUUGUAAGACUUGUAUCGUCCAGCAUUUUGAAGAUAGCAAUGAUUGUCCAAGGUGUGGCAAUCAAGUUCAUGAGACAAACCCAUUAGAAAUGUUAAGGUUGGAUAAUACCUUAGAGGAAAUUAUAUUUAAGCUGGUUCCUGGACUACGAGAACAAGAACUUGAGCGUGAAUCUGAAUUUUGGAAGAAAAAUAAGCCUCAGGAAAAUGGACAAGAUGGUACCUCAAAAAUGGACAAACCUACAGUAGAUGAAGAAGGUGAUGAAAAUCAAGACGACCAAGAUUAUCACAGAAGUGACCCACAGAUUGCUAUAUGUCUAGACUGCUUACGAAAUAAUGGACAGUCAGGAGACAAUAUAGUAAAGGGUUUAAUGAAGAAAUUUAUACGGUGUUCUACACGCGUCACUGUGGGGACUAUUAAAAAAUUCCUAAGUUUAAAGCUGAAACUUCCAAGUUCUUAUGAGUUGGAUGUACUGUGUAACGGUGAAAUUAUGGGGAAGGAUCAUACUAUGGAAUUCAUCUACAUGACAAGAUGGCGACUAAGAGGCGAAAAUUUUCGGUGUCUGAAUUGCUCAGCUUCACAAGUCUGCUCUCAGGAUGGCCCUUUGUAUCAGUCAUACCCCUUGGUAUUGCAGUAUCGACCAAGAAUUGAUUUCGGUUAAACCCAGGGGCCUAAAGCCCACUGAGAUGAAUCCUGCACUAUUUGUUUACUCAACAGAUUGCACAGGGAACCUGUGUAUGGACUAGUGGGACACAACCAGAUUUUCAGCAUGCAAAUAAGGCCAUUGUCUGUAUCUAAGUUGUCUGUUGCAUUUAUGUUGUUUCUGUUAAGAGCAAACCAAGUGCCAUUUUGCUACUGGACUGUCUGCAUAAAGUAUUUGUGCUGUCUCAGGUUGAAUAAAUCAUAGUUA
Messenger RNA from Suncus etruscus (white-toothed pygmy shrew), 1220 nucleotides. RefSeq names its product polycomb group RING finger protein 5-like. The record is from RefSeq and is a predicted model, not a curated record. The transcript has a single exon. NCBI's taxonomy places the organism in Eukaryota, Metazoa, Chordata, Mammalia, Eulipotyphla, Soricidae. Gene Ontology annotation, biological process: regulation of transcription by RNA polymerase II. Bases 201 to 971 code for a protein of 256 amino acids. Gene Ontology annotation, cellular component: PRC1 complex.